This is a messenger RNA of Prunus armeniaca (apricot), 261 nucleotides long. The record is from the annotation of a GenBank genome assembly. Lineage: Eukaryota; Viridiplantae; Streptophyta; Magnoliopsida; Rosales; Rosaceae.
AUGGCAGACACUACUUCUACCACUUACAAUGCAUUGCUUGGCAGGGACUGGAUCCACCAGAGCCUAUGUGUUCCUUCCACUCUGCAUCAGAAACUAGCCUUUUGGAAUGAAGAAGGUUUCAUGGAGAUAAUAGAGGCCGAUCCACAGCCAUUUCUGCCCUCUGCCAUGUGUUUUGAGGCAAGGUAUUAUCAUGAUGACCUUGGUCCGUUCACAUUCCUUGGAGUCAACCAGAACGGCCGCCCUCAUGGUUUCACGGCCUAG